CUGCAAGUUAUGUCCAGCUGCUAGAGAAACCUGGCAUGAUGAAUCCCCAGAGAAUUGAAGACACAACACAGGGGAGUCUUCCUCAGGACUGGCACUGCUAUAUGUCUCCUCAGGGCCGCAGGUACUACGUUAACACCAUUACUAAUGAGACUACAUGGGAACGGCCGAAUGGUUCACCAGUGAAUCUGAAGAGCCCAUUAGUCAAGAAGAAUUCAUUUCCUGCAGUAAAUGGAUUUCAUUCAUCAGGAUCUCCUAUACACCAGCCAGAGUCGGUCCAAGUGAUUGCACGAAAAGCUAGCAGUGACCCACAGAGGAAGGAUAUUGCAAAAAUGAUUCUAGUAAAAGUUAUUAUUGAUUUAGCAGCAUACGCAUAUAUGCUAGGUGUGACAAGAGGAUCAGGACUCAAACACAAUGGCUGCUCAGAUAACUGGCCCUGGAUUAUAUUGCGUCAGUAA
Molecule: messenger RNA, 455 nt
Organism: Bombina bombina (fire-bellied toad)
Lineage: Eukaryota; Metazoa; Chordata; Amphibia; Anura; Bombinatoridae
Product: growth arrest-specific protein 7-like
Exons: 5
Coding region: 36-455 (139 amino acids)
Molecular function (GO): protein binding
Source: RefSeq, a predicted model, not a curated record